ACGUGAGACGCUUCCAGGGUGAUGUGAGGAAGUGUAGAUGAACAGAAAGCGGAUCAACUUUUCUCCGACCAGUGGUGAACACAAGCUUCUGAAUGUGACAGAAGAUUUCUAAAAUACAUAUAAAUAUAUGACAGAUUAAGAGUACAGACCAACAGGAAGAAAACAUGACCGUGUUCCGGAGGUUUGCUGCAGGAGUUUGUUGGUUAAACCGAAAAGUACCUGGGUUUGACCUAACUGAGGGCAUUAGUAUAUAUCAGGGGAAUAAAUGCUUUUCUCGAGCUUUUAGCGCGGUACCGAACCCUGAAGUGGACUUGAGUCGCCUGGAAGGUAAAGAUCAUGGCAUUGUAGAGAUUCUGAUGCAACGUGAACGGGCCCGUAACUCUCUGGGUCGUGUGUUUGUGGCUCAGAUGCGAGAGUUGGUGUCGGGUCUGCACCAUGAUGCAUCGGUGCGAGUGGUGAUCUUUAGGAGUCUGGUGCCUGGAGUCUUUUGUGCAGGGGCUGAUCUAAAGGAGAGAGCACAGAUGAGCAACUCUGAGGCUGAACAUUUCGUUCAUGGACUCCGUUCACUAAUGAAUGAGAUAGCGGUGUUGCCCAUGCCAACCAUCGCUGCAUUGGAUGGAUUUGCUCUAGGGGGUGGGUUGGAGCUGGCGCUGGCAUGUGACCUCCGUACAGCAGCAUACACUGCUCAGGUGGGCCUGAUUGAGACCACACGAGGACUGCUUCCAGGGGCGGGGGGCAGUCAGCGAUUGCCACGGGCAGUUGGAUUUGCUGUUGCAAAGGAGCUGAUUUUCACUGGGCGGCGUGUAGGGGGGGAGCAGGCGCUACAACUGGGAUUAGUAAACCGUGCCGUCCCACAAAAUCAGAGCGGAGAUGCAGCUCAUAAAGAGGCUCUGAGCCUGGCACAGGAAAUCCUCCCUCAGGCUCCUUUGGCAGUGCGGAUGGCCAAGGAAGCCAUUAACCGAGGGAUAGAGGUGGACAUCGCUUCAGGAAUGGCCAUAGAAGGGAUGUGUUAUGCCCGGGUUAUUCCAACACGAGACAGGCAAGAGGGAAUGGCAGCUUUUAUAGAGAAAAGGCAGCCCAUAUACACUGGAGAAUAAACCGACACAGAAGAUAGUGUUUAAGUGAUUCCAGUCUUUCUGCAUCAUUAGACUACUUUCUAAUAUUAAAAUAUAUAGUACACAUUUAGUACACACACAAAAUAUCUACAGCCACAGUGAUGAAGUUACACUACAAAGUUUAAAUUUUUCCAGUCAUUUGCUUAUGCAAGAAAUUGCAAAAAAUACUAAAUAUACUUUGGUCAUGAUGAGAACAUUCAGAUAAUUUUCAGUACUGAUGAACAAUAUUUAUGGAUUUUGUUCUUUGGUAUCAAUUAUUAUUUAGUAUGGUCCUGAACAACCACAGUACAGUUCAUUUACAGAUGCAUUGAAUUAAUUUAAUAAACAUUAAUUAUUCAAUUGUUUUAUUUGUAUAGCACUUUUAACAAUGGACAUUGUCUCAAAGCAGCUUUACAGAGAUAAAGAGGUUAAAAAAUGUGUAUUUUUAUGUUAGUUUAAAUGACCUGGAAAUUAAACUACUAAAUAAAAAGCUCCCAUGUGAGUUUAA
Molecule: messenger RNA, 1602 nt
Organism: Silurus meridionalis
Lineage: Eukaryota; Metazoa; Chordata; Actinopteri; Siluriformes; Siluridae
Gene: echdc2
Product: enoyl CoA hydratase domain containing 2
Exons: 9
Coding region: 165-1097 (310 amino acids)
Biological process (GO): fatty acid beta-oxidation
Cellular component (GO): mitochondrion
Molecular function (GO): enoyl-CoA hydratase activity
Source: RefSeq, a predicted model, not a curated record